UACACUAAGACCAAGACCCAUGCAUUAGGGUUUUUUUUUUCUUCAUAUCCCUCAUGUGUAUGGAAUUACCUGCCGGUUCAAAAAAGAAAAACUCUCUGCAAAUGAAGAGUAUGCACAGUACUCCUUUUUUUCCUAUAGUGACUAAGAAUCAAGAUCAGCGGAGGAAUCAUAUCAAUAGCCACAAAACAUCUCGGCCUAAUUCAUAAUUUUUCUUUGUCAGAGACAAUCACUUCGAAUUGAUCAGUGACCCACUUUCCAGUUUAAAGAUUUUCCAUUGCAGAAAAGAGUUAAUCAUGAUGGAAAGUGGGUAUAUUGAUGGUUUGAAGUUGAAAUCUUCUUCAGACAGGAGUGAGCUGGACGAGGAAAGAUCAGAUGGUGAUCGUAGUAAGAAUAAAAACAGUGCAAGCAGCUCGAGCAACAGCAUAGAUGAGGAGACUGAUCAGAAGAUGUCCAGCUCUAUUAGGGUGCGGCCAUAUGUUCGAUCCAAGGUGCCGAGGCUACGAUGGAAUCCUGAUCUUCAUCGUUGUUUUGUCCAGGCUGUUGAGAGGCUUGGGGGUCAAGAGAGAGCAACUCCUAAACUGGUUUUGCAAGUAAUGAACAUCAAAGGCUUAAGCAUUGCACAUGUCAAGAGUCAUUUGCAGAUGUAUCGGAGCAAGAAGAUUGAUGAUCAGGGUCAAGUUAUAACCAGCAGCAGACAUGUUAUGGGAAGUGCAGACCGCCUUUGGCAACAGCACUCCAUGCUUCGAGGUUUUGAUCAAAGGGUUAGCCACAAAUUCAGAUCAUAUGGUGACCUUUGUGGGAAUGGUCAAGGGAGCUGCAUAUCCAUGCCUUAUUUGACUCACGACCGCAUAAAUUUGACUGAUCAUAGCAUGAAUUUUAAAACGAGAGGCAGCCACCUUCAUGGGUCAGAAGCUGGAAGCUGGAUUUCUGGAGGUAUCGAUUUGAAGAUAAGAAAUGGAUCUCUCUACUUGAAUAACAACAUUGGCUUCGGGGAACAAAGUAUUAAGAGACUACAGGAGUUCAAAGAAAAAUUUCCAUGGCCGUUCAAUCACACAUCCAUCAAAACCCAGACAAGCUCAUCCCCCAUAGAGAUAGACGACUCCUCUUUAAGUACAGAAUUGCAUGGAAGAUCAGGACAGGAGAAAAUGAAAUGUUUUAUAGACUCAAAUACAGCAGUACUGAAUCAAACAAAGUGGGUUGUUGGGGAAGAGCAGGCCACUGCAGGCAAAAGAAAAGGUUUACACGACGACAUCGAUCUGAGUCUAUCACUGAGUAUAAGAUCGAGACACGAGGGAGCUAAUAAGAGAAUAUGUUGGUUUCACGAAGAUGUGGAUAGCAAUUUGUCUGAUCUUUUCUGUUCCUCCUCCUCUUCUUACAAGAAGGGAAGCUAUUCUAUAGAUCUCAACAAUAUGCCAUCAAGCUUAGCAGGAUGACAGAAUUAAGAACAUAUUGAUGCGAAAGAUUCGAAACUGGCGAGUCCCCUAGAUCUGACUUUAUGAGUCAUGGAGUUCUAGUACUGAGAUCCAGUUGGUACUUGUUUAGAAUUAGAUGAUGCAUGGUUCAUUGCUGUGAUCACUUAUGAAACUUGAAGU
Molecule: messenger RNA, 1592 nt
Organism: Juglans microcarpa x Juglans regia
Lineage: Eukaryota; Viridiplantae; Streptophyta; Magnoliopsida; Fagales; Juglandaceae
Exons: 5
Coding region: 294-1433 (379 amino acids)
Molecular function (GO): DNA-binding transcription factor activity; DNA binding
Source: RefSeq, a predicted model, not a curated record